AGGUUGAGAAGAAGCUGUUCUUCCAUUCCUCAGAAUGACUCUUUGCACGAUUCUGUUAACGGAGGAGAAAGAGCAAUCUCCCCCCUUCGGAUCAACGCCAAGGCAAGAUCGAUGAAAGUACAAGCCGAAGCCCAAUUGCAGCUACGCCUUUUCAUAAAGCGCUUACUCCAAGAAAUUAAACGGCAUCGGAGUCGUUGGCAGCAAGAGCAGCUAAGACAGCAUUGGCUUCCAUGUCCUUGUUCGCAGCCACCUAUGAGUGAACGGUCAAUUCAACUAGAGUUCUUGCAUACUCCAUUNAAU
Molecule: messenger RNA, 300 nt
Organism: Striga asiatica
Lineage: Eukaryota; Viridiplantae; Streptophyta; Magnoliopsida; Lamiales; Orobanchaceae
Source: the annotation of a GenBank genome assembly